UACUUUAUGCAUUCUUUAAAUAACGGUCCGCUGGUGCAAUUCUAAACCAGAAAGAAACAAGACAAUAAAGGGACAACUAAAUCAUUCCAAAACUAUACAGCGCUGUUACAAUAUUAAUUUAGAUUUAAAUCUAGAAUUACAUCCUUAUGGGUAUUAUUUCACAUUUGUUAGGUUUAGCAUCUCACAGACACACUUCAUGUCUAAUGACGACUUUCGAGGUUUUGAUGGCUGAAGAAGUCACCUGUUGCCCAUCCUGUCAGUAUUGCAGGCAUGAGAAGAGAACUAUUUCAGAGAAUAGUCAUUGAUCUUAAGUCAGCUGGAUGGCUCCUUCACAUGACAGAAUUCUACACGUCAAGAGAGGUGUUAAACUCACCUCAGUGAGGGGGUAUUGUGUUUGUGUAUGACGUAACAAGCGAAUACAACUUUGUUGCAACAAAGGAACGGAUUAAAAAUCUUAAAGCGAAACUGGGCUUGGAUAAUUGUGAAAUGAUGAUUGUUGGCAAUAAGUGUGAUAUGGAAGAAUUCAGGGAAGUGAGCAGACUCAAAGGUUCUGAGCUUGCAAAUGAAUUUGGAGCGAAAUUCUUUGAAGUCAGUGCCAAAACUAACGCUAAUGUUCAGGAGGCAUUUUUCACGUUACUCAGAAAUACAAUAGCAAGGAUGGAUGGUUUUACAGAUGUAUUUUCAGGAAAAAAGCCAUUGGUUACAGUUCCUGAAGAAAUCAUGCAAGACCCUUAUGCAUUACUGCUGUAUGAGAAAGCUUUGCAGGCCGGUAGAGAAAAGGAUAAAUCAAUUCGGGUAAACAUAGUCGGUAACUUCAGACAAGGUAAAACAACAUUAAUGAGAAGGUUGUUGGGGCAAGAAGUACGAGAUAUUACAAGCACAAAUGGAAUAGUUUUGGAACAUUAUAGAUGUGAGAAAACCAAAGAUGGAAAAUUUCGAUACACCAAAGCAGACGACAUUGAUAAUUCGGAAUAUGUCAAACGCCUGGUUUCUGUUGCUCUAAAAGAAGAGACUGAAAGUAAAGCACAGCAGACACAGUCUGUGACAAAACCAAACGCUUCACAGGGACAAAAACCAAAGGUUCGUGAAGAUUCACCUAGUCAUAAUGAAGUUCGAGAUACACGAAAAAGCUUGAAUUCAGAAACAAAAAGUGUUUCAUCAACAGAAAACGAAAACAAUGAUCACAUUUCGAAUAAAAUGCCUGUUUUAUCUCCCGAGGAUAAGGAGGUGUUUGUUAAAGCUCUGAGGACAAAUCAGUUAUCUCCAGAACCGGAAAGACAGACAAUGUUUGAUAUUUGGGAUUUUGGCGGGCAGUACAUUUUCUAUGCAACUCAUACAAUCUUUCAUAGCAGAAGGGCAAUUUAUCUGUUGGUGUUUGACUUGACUUUAGAUCUGAAUCAAUGUAUCACUGAUGAACAGUUUCCAGCAGAGGUGGAUACUAGGAACAUGAAAUAUUUUAUCCAGUUUUGGAUGAGUUCUAUCCAUUCGUUCGUCGGAUCAGCAGACGGCACUGUGCCAAAGGUUAUCCUAGUGGGAACCCACAAAGAUAAGUUGAAGGGAAAGAGAUACGAAAGAGAAAAGUAUAUCCAAAAGUACUUUGCGGAUAUUAGAAAUAUAUUCAAUGGAACAAAAAUGUCUCACCAUAUUCAUUUUGACGACUUUGCUGUUGAUAACACUGUCGCAAAAGAUCCAUCACUGAAUUUAUUACGUGAAACGAUUAUAAAAAUUGGAGAUGAACAAUCAGAAAAAUUUGCAAUACCGCUUAAAUGGAUUCAGUUAGAAAAGUCACUGUUGGAAAGAAAACACCUCAAGCUUAUUUCUCUUCAGUUUGUCUUGGCGAUUGAUUCAGAGAAUGAAUUUCCAUUGGAUGAUAUAGAACAGGUGAAACUGUUCUUACGCUACCAUCAUGCUAAAGGCACACUUGUUUAUUUUGAUGAAGCACCGAUAUCGGAAUAUGUUGUGCUUGAUUCUCAGUAUCUUAUAGAUGCAUUCAAGUGUAUUAUCACAAGCGAAAGAUUCUGCACAAAUGAUCCUGACAUUCGCCCUUUCUGGACUAUGUUACUGACAGAAGGGAGACUGGAGAAACAUUUAAUUGACCGCCAAUGGGGAAAACCAGAAGACAAGUUCAAAAUGUAUAAAGAAAAUAAAGAAAUCUUGCUUUUAUUUCUGGCUAAACAUCAUAUUAUAUCAGAAGCUGCGGUAUUUGAUGAAAACACACAACAGUCGACAGGACUUGGGUGGUUUGUAGUUCCAAGUCUGUUAAGUGACCACUCAUCGAAAACCGAGUUAAAGGAAUUUCUAACUGGAAAGAAAUGGACAAAACUCCGUUAUGUGUUUUUGUUCCAAACCUCUUCAAUAGUGGCAACAAUCUACCAUCGUUUAGUAUCAGCGACAAUAGGAAAAUGGCCGAUAGCGAAAGCUGGAAAGAAAACUUUAAUUUUCAAAGACAUGACUACAGUUCGGCUGAACAUUGGCCACGUUGGAAUAGUAGAGAUGAAACACGACAGCAUCGAGAUGACAGUUGUGAGUCUUUGCCCUUCGACAGAAAUUCAAGGUGGACAAGGAGACAGUUUCCGUCGAUUUUCGGAAGUUGUUAUUUCAAAUGAAUUUCAGAGGCUGCGGACUACUGAAGAAACUCACACAAAACCUUACAAUAUUAGGUUCCGAUGCAAUCAUGAACAACAUGGUGUAGAUGGAAGUGAAAACUUAAUUGCAGUGGAAGAUAUGGAAGUCGAAACAGUAGUCCCAUGUCCCGACUUGAUGACCCACGAUAUCGUUGUAGAGAACGCAAAGAGAGAGUGGUUUCAAGACAACAAAAAGAUAACUGCACUUCCAGACAAUCAGCUGACAGACAAAUUACUCAGCAGCUUAUCGCAGUGUAUUGGAGAAAACUGGCAAUUGCUUGGUCUUGAACUUGGGUUGACGCAAGUUCAGAUAGAUCAUAUUUUAGAAGACCAUCCACGUAGUGCAGUCAUGAGAAUAUAUAUCAUGCUUCAAAAUUGGUUCCUUGAAGAUACAGAUAAAGCUACGCUGCAGGUACUAAUUGAAACAAUAGAACGAUGUCCGCACGUGAACAUUGAUUGGGACAAACUGAGGAACAUUAUAGAUGAAUUGAAUUGACAUAUAUCAACAUGAAUUUUCGUAUGGAAAAAAUAAAAAAAAAUGGCCAUAAAGAAGCCCUAGCAGAGUGAUUAGGACAAGCUGGACAUUUCCUAAUGUAAAAUAAAAACUUAAUGAUGACUUUAAUUCUAAGACUGCAAAAUAUGUGAACUAUAGUACAUUAUUUGAGAAUCAGCUCUGUGAAGAUAUUAACGUGUUUACCUGCUUUUAUCAUUUAUGUUUUUGAAUACAGAAGUAAUGCCCUUUCAAACUAAAGCUUUGUUCGAUGAAUAGCAUCUAUUAGAAGGUAAAGAUAAAGGUUAUCUGUACAUAUGUUUCUACCAAAUUCUAAGUAAAUGUAUUGAAGUGACUGCAUUAUUAUUAACCACUUAACAAAUAGACAAGAAAAAACAUUUGUGAAAGAUUAACUGCUACUAGAUAUCUAACUCUUACCCACCUUUUUAGAAAUAGUGCGUAAAAAUUAAGGUGAAUCCAGACCAAUGAAAUGUAAAUUUGUAUUGAUAGUCAAUACGUUUUGAGAGCGUUUCCGUACCCCCGCCAUUCGCCCCCACCACUUUUUAGAGGUGUUGGGGAGGCACUUAGGGUUGAUGACUAUUUAUUUAAUUUUAGGUGAAAAUAGAAAUAAUAAUUUUCACAUUGGAAUUUCCAAUGGGAAAAUUGAGCCAUAUGUGUCCCAUGGGAAAGCCCUGUUUCCUUGGAACGACCGUUUCCGGAGGGAAAUUAGUCAUUUCACUUUGUAAAGCUUAUGUUUGAAAGAUAAUAUCUCCAAAAUUAAUAGCGAUAGGACACUGAAUAUACUUGAUUGAUAUAUAUACGGUAGCAACGAUCUUUUAUUUGAAAACUUUAUGUAAGUUUGAACUCUUUCUAGAUGUACUAGGCAUUUUUGCCAAAUAUUGUUAAUGGCAAAUUAAAAUUGGCGGUGAUUUCAUUUAGUUGCUUUCAACACGUCAAGAUGUCUAUCUCCAGUACAAGUUUAUCAGGGAAUUAGGGACUGCUUUUCUAUCGGAUACAGUUCCUUUUAUUUGGUAAGAGGGUCAGAUAAUUAUACCUUAUUACCAAUAUUACGCUUCAUUGAGGUUAUUUCUUAAUGGCGGGUCUUCUUGUUACAAAUAGGUAUACUAUUAAACUCAGAUAAGCGAAUUCGUCGGACAUUGGAAAUUUGUUCCUAAUAACCGAGGUUGUAACCUUAUUACAAACAGUUUCUUAUAUGUUUAUGUUAAAGACGCUCGCUACAGUUUCUUUUUUUUUCUCAAUAAUAGAUUUUGAUGAAAUGUUCUGUAUUAAAAGAUCAUGUUAUGAUGUAUUGAAAAAUGAAAUAAAAAUACUAGGUCACCAG
This is a messenger RNA of Mercenaria mercenaria, 4456 nucleotides long. RefSeq lists its product as uncharacterized. Gene Ontology annotation, cellular component: endosome; plasma membrane; synaptic vesicle. The coding region runs from base 487 to 3120 and encodes 877 amino acids. The record is from RefSeq and is a predicted model, not a curated record. NCBI's taxonomy places the organism in Eukaryota, Metazoa, Mollusca, Bivalvia, Venerida, Veneridae. The transcript has 5 exons. Gene Ontology annotation, biological process: regulation of exocytosis; protein secretion; signal transduction. Gene Ontology annotation, molecular function: protein binding; GTPase activity; GTP binding.